Fonsecaea nubica is the source of this 2217-nucleotide messenger RNA. RefSeq lists its product as hypothetical. The record is from RefSeq and is a predicted model, not a curated record. Gene Ontology annotation, molecular function: oxidoreductase activity. Lineage: Eukaryota; Fungi; Ascomycota; Eurotiomycetes; Chaetothyriales; Herpotrichiellaceae. Bases 1 to 2217 code for a protein of 738 amino acids. Gene Ontology annotation, cellular component: cytoplasm. The transcript has a single exon.
AUGGGCGACGCCGGAGGGUCUCCUGCUACUACUACCGCUCCUCCUCUGCACCAUCAACAACGACCAGUCCGCGCCGGCCUGCCCAGCGCCAACCCGACACCCUCGUUCUGGCAGACCUCCUUUCCCAAUCCGCUUGUUCACCACCGCUCGACGCCAGACCUCCCCGCCUCUGUGGACGUGGUUGUCGUCGGGACGGGCAUCAGCGGCACCUUUGCCGUCGAUGAGUUGUUGAGUCAUGUCCAAGGAGUGGAUGUAGCAGUGACGGAUCUCAACGACGACGACGACAACAACCUCACCGUCCUGGUCCUCGAGGCCCGCACGCUCUGCUCCGCCGCCACGGGCAGGAAUGGCGGCCACUUGCAGCCGAUCGUCCACGGGGCGCCAGCACAUAUUAUUGAUUUUGAACUGCGCAAUUUUCACCAUGUCGAGGCGCUGGCAAUGGCGCUGAAUACGUCUCGGAGGGACGGAGAUGAGGGUGUUAUAAGCCAUGAGGAUGAUCCAAAAAAAGGUCACGGUGGGUUUCACCACGAGACUGAAAAGUCACAGCCAACGAUGACGACGUCUUCUUCUAAUUGGUGUGACUUUCGCCGACUCGAGGGGUGUCUUGGGUUUUGGAAUGAAGAGUUUUUUAGGGACGCGAAGAGGGAUUUUGCUCUUACUGCGUCUACUUCUACCUCUGCUGAUAACAUGCGAAGCGGUAUGGGAAUCGGUACUUCCAAGACCACGAAUACCCAUCCUACCAACGAGGACUGCAAGCCCACAAAAUUAGCCAGGGUGGUAGAAGACCCCGCGGAGCUGGAAGCCCUGGGAUUAAAGGUCGACAGCGGUGCGGUGGGCGCCAUCGUCCAGAGCGUCGCGGCGAGUCUGAGUCCCUAUAAGCUAUGUGUGGGACUGUGGAGCGGGUUGCUUGAGCGGUUCGAGCAGGGCCGGGGUCAGGGUCAGAAUGCGAAACCAGAGGUAGGGCGAGAUGGACGAGGAAAAGGCGGUCGAGUCACAGAGGCACGCGUGUCGAAACGUACCCUGAAUUUACAGACGGAUACACCUGUCACGGCGCUGGAGAGGGUCCAUGGUGACGACAACGACAACGACAAUGGUACACACGGAUGGAUCCUCCACACCCCUCGCGGCAACGUGCACGCCCGCACCGUCAUCCUGGCCACGAACGCAUACACGUCCCAUCUCUUGCCAGAUUUCGCGCCGUUGAUCCGUCCCGUGCAAGCGCAGAUGUCUGCUCUUGUCCCUCCUCCGCCGCCUCCGCCGUCACUGUCUCUCGCCCGAGGCGAGUAUCAUAACAUUAGCGGGGAUGGGACUGCGAAUGGGCAUCCAAACGCAAACGACGAGGCAGAAACCUGUGACAAGAACUCCGACACCCCAAGGCCCUUGAUCCCAAUGAGCUACGGCUUCGUGGGCGUCGGCGACAUGGACCGCGUCAUGAGCGAUUACCUCGUUCAGAAUCCAUAUGAUCAUCAUCAUCAUCAUCAUCAUCAUCACAGCGACGGGCAUGGGGAUGGUGAUAGUGGUAGGGAUAGGCAAGGCGGACACCUCAUGUUCGGCGGCGGACGACACCUGGCCCUCCACCACGGCGAGGGCGUCUGGGACGACGACUUUGUCGACAAGCGCGUCGAGCGCUAUCUGCGCGGCUUGUCGGAGAGGUUGCAUCUCAAUCCCAGUCUCAAUUCCAAGGUCAAGUCCAAUCACAGUACCCAUCAAGACCGAACCAGAGUUGCGACGGAUGACGAGACCGGGACCGAAUCCUCGUUGUCGCCUUCGCCUUCGCACACGCACACGCACUCCCACGGUGAUGACCUCCUCCCCCUCGCGGCCUCCUGGACCGGCAUCAUCGGCCACUCCUCCGACGGCCACCCCUGGAUCGGCCCCGUGCCAGACCACCCCGGCGUGUUCGUCUGCGCGGGAUACACGGGCCACGGGAUGACCAAUGCGCCGUUGUGCGGGCGGGACGUGGCGCGGAGGGCGGUGCGGGUUUUGGGGAGCUCCCGGGCCAGGGAUAGAGGUAGAGGUAGAGAUGGAGAUAGACACAAGGACAGUGACGUGGACAGUGGCAGAGAUAGAGACGUCAACGAGAACAAAGACGUGGUCGAAGAUGGGGACGAAGAUGGGAAUGCCGACUGGAAUGUCCCCCCAGAAUACCUGAUCACUCGAGACCGGAUCGAGCGGGUCAAGCACGGGUCGGAGGGGAUAUAUCAUUUGUCAAGAUAG